Rhizophagus irregularis DAOM 181602=DAOM 197198 is the source of this 1623-nucleotide messenger RNA. RefSeq lists its product as uncharacterized. The record is from RefSeq and is a predicted model, not a curated record. Gene Ontology annotation, molecular function: protein binding. Lineage: Eukaryota; Fungi; Glomeromycota; Glomeromycetes; Glomerales; Glomeraceae. Gene Ontology annotation, biological process: circadian behavior; modulation of chemical synaptic transmission; adult locomotory behavior. Gene Ontology annotation, cellular component: cytoplasm.
UUUUAAAAAUUUUUUUUUUUUUUAUUUUUUUUUUGAACGAAACCAUCUUAUCUUUUUUUAAAAAUGAUGAAAGGAAUUUCUUUAGAACAUGAUUUUAGAUUAAUGAUAAAUAAUCCAAAAUAUAGUGAUAUAGAAAUUAUAUGUGAAGAUAAAAAAAAAUUAUAUGGUUCUAGAGCAAUAUUAGCAGCAAGAUCCGAAAUUUUCGAUAAAUUACUUUAUAAUGGAAUGAAAGAAAGUUUUGAAAAAGAAAUUUCUUUACCAGAAAUUAAUUCUUUUGCUAUGAAUAUUAUUUUAGAAUAUAUUUAUACUGGAAAACUUCAAGAAGAUUCUUUAAAUAAAGAUAAUACAAUUGAAGCUUUUUUUGCCGCAGAUUAUUUUAAUUUACCUGAACUUCAAAAAUUUAUUGUUGAAAAUGUUAAGGAAAAUUUAGAAAAAAAUUAUACUGAUAAUUAUUCACCAGAAUUAUUAUCUAGAGUUCGUGAAAAAACUAAUGGUGAUAAUAUUCUUCUUAAUUCAUUGGCUGAUUCAGUAGCCGUUAUUCCAUUAAACAAUCUCGAAAUUGGUCGUUUAUCUAUCGCUGGUCUUAAGUACUUUUUAGAAUAUAUACAUCAAAAAGAAAUUCCCUUUGCAACAACAGAAUAUGAAAUUUUUCGAUAUAGUGCACUUCUUACGGCAAAACAAAUUUCUUAUGAUGCAUUUACAGAUCUCGAGAAACGGUUACCGACAUUAAAAAAAAUGAGGGAUAUUAGUGAUGAUGAUGAUGAUGAUGAUGAUGAUGAUGAUAAAGACGAUGAUAAUGAUAAAGAUGAUGAUAAAGAUAAAGAUGAUGAUAGUCCAAUUAUUGAGAAGGAUAGAAUUGCAGAAGAAUUUGAACCUUUGACUAAAUAUAUUGAUUUCAGGCGAAUUGACGGUAAAAUCUUAAAUGAUAUUAUUGAUCCAUUAGAAAUCGUUCCUAUGAAAACACUUUACAAUGCCACUAAAUAUCAAGCAAAGCACGGUAAUUCAAGUUUAAGUGAUAUUCGUGGAAUUUCACCAUCAUUGUAUAGGUUUACCGAAUCCGAUUGUGUUUGGAACGAAUCAUUUCACGGAUCUUUAAUUUCUCUUUUGGAUGGUGGAAAAGUUGCUGAAGCUUCAAGUAGUGAACUUCAAAAUGUCAGAGCAAACAUUUUAUGUUGUAAAGGUGUUUAUGAAUGGGAUAUAAUUAUUGAGAAAUAUUGUGUAUUUACUUGGAUCGGGGUAUGUUCAGCAGAAUCUAAGUUGGAUUAUGAAAGUUUUGCGGGAUCACAAUCUAAUGCAUGGAUACUAGGUUCCUCUGGUGAAUGUAGGAAUGGCCAAGAUACUUUCAAAUAUUGUUCUUCAUUUGCUGGGAAUUAUCAAACAGUAACUGUUCAUUUAGAUAUGACUCAAAAAACGAUCGCUUUCACAGUUAAAGGUGAAAGACAAUCGGAAGUAUUGAAGUGGAAUAAUCUACCGUCAAAACUUUAUCCAAUCGUUUCAAUAUGUGAACCUGGAAGAAUUCGAAUUCAGCCUCACAAAAAUAAAUGUUAAUGUUAAUGUUUAGAAAGAAGAAAAAAAAAAAAAAAAUUUAAUUAAAUUUCAAGCUAUUGUAACUUUUUUUUUUAA